Molecule: messenger RNA, 1227 nt
Organism: Didymodactylos carnosus
Lineage: Eukaryota; Metazoa; Rotifera; Eurotatoria; Philodinida; Philodinidae
Source: the annotation of a GenBank genome assembly
AUGAAAUCAGCGCCAAAUAGGGUUGUCGUUUCUGGACUUCGAUACGAGAUUUCCAGCCUAAAUUCAUAUUUCCAUGUUGUAUUCUCAAUAACUGUUGUUAUUGCUGUGGAAGAACGUGUACUCGGAGCCGAUAUAUCACAAUCCUCUUCUAAUCCAUUUAACCUAGCAAUAUAUGACGUAAAUAGGGACGGUGUCAAUCUGGAAACACGAGACAAACGUGAAUUACCACCUGCCAACACGAGACUAGUUUGCGGUAAUAUCAGCUCUCCACAGUGUACGGUUUUUGAAACAGCUCAAACAUCGUGCCUUGCCGUAUCACCAAUAUGUAAUGGAGUAUGCAAAGCAAGUCUCACUACCGUGGCAUCAGGUCUCAAUAACAUCUACGACAUAGCGACGGAUUCCGGAUACGUGUAUGUAGUCAAUGCAAAUAAAGGAAACGUUGAAAAGUUCAAAUUGGAUAAUAACCCAAUUAGUGCUACUCAACCCACCGUCGUCGCCUCGAAUCUUGUUAAUCCAUGGGGUGUAUAUGUUACCUCAAAUUAUGUGUACGUAUCGGAUACAUUCAAUCAUCAAAUAAAACGGUAUGCUAAGGGUGCGAAUGGGGCGACCGUUGGAGUGGUGGUAGCUGGGGGAAACGGUGGCGGCUCAGCUCAAAAUCAACUCAACUAUCCCUAUGGUUUGUUUGUCGAUUGUGCAGAAAACAUAUACAUAGCGGAUGGUCACAACAACCGUGUAGUACGAUGGGCACCCAGUGCUACGACCGGAUGCACCGUGGCGGGCAACGCAGGUGGCAAAGCAGGCAGCGGAUUGAAGGAACUUGAUUUUCCUAUAGAUGUUCGCUUUGACAAGCAAGGCAACAUGUUCGUUGUCGAUUCAAAUAAUUAUCGUGUUCUCAAAUUUGUGUCUGGUUCAUCGACCGGCAUUGUUGUGGCCGGCAAUGGGCAGAAAACAAAUGGUUUCAAUACAGCAAUUGGUUUUUACGUUGACGCGUGUGAUACGGUGUACCUCGGUGCUACGAGAGGCGUCAUAAAAUUUCCUCCCGGUACGAAUGGCACUGGUAUUCCAGUUCUCCAAGUCGGAUAUACGGGUGGCAUAGCCGUGGAUAAUACGGGAACUUUAUUCGUUGGAUUAAGAGGAGGCAAUGUAGUUCAAACAUGCACAUUGUCGUCGGGACAAGUGACAACACCACCACCAACUAGUAAGACGAAUAUGGAUCUGUCUAGCUGA